AUGCCUCACUGUCCCUACUCCGCCGUGCCCGACCCGGCCUGUAUCCCUGGGUUUACGGGCUUCUCCUGCUACCCUUACUGCAUGGGCAUCCACCUGAAGGGGAGCAUCAAUCAGGGCAUCGUCCUGUACGGAGCCAACGACUGGAGGGACUCGGUCCAGUAUAUCCUCAGGGAUUGCGGCGUCGGGCAGUCCACCGCGGGAGGGCUGGUUGCAGGGCUGCAGAGCAAUGCGAAUGCCCGCUUCACGGCCUCCUGGGACCCGGCAAGCCAGAGCUGUGUGAACAGUGGCGGGGGACGUGGCUCGAAGAGCUGCGAGUCCCAGACACAGCCGGUACUGCGCCGGGGAGCCGAGCAACUUCCGUUCUCCAUCGUGAUCGGCUCGGACUCGAGCUACGGCAGGGUGAGGGUCUGGAAGAUGAACGCCUUCGCGCUGGACCAGAGCCAGACCACGGCGGCCAACGUGAUGACAUGGACCUUCGAGGGCUUCAGCGGCGACCAGACCCUGCAAAACUCAGUGACUGGCAAGGGCCCCGGCGUUCAAUGUUGCCUACUGAAAUGA
Molecule: messenger RNA, 558 nt
Organism: Guillardia theta CCMP2712
Lineage: Eukaryota; Cryptophyceae; Pyrenomonadales; Geminigeraceae
Exons: 4
Coding region: 1-558 (185 amino acids)
Source: RefSeq, a predicted model, not a curated record